AACAAAACAUAUGGGCUGCAUAUGAAAUCUUGGAGAUGUUCUGUGAAUUCGUUCUUGUACGUGUUCCCAUUCUUGAAAGCCAGAGGGAGUGCCCAUCAGAAUUGUGUGAAGCCGUUGCAAGCAUAAUCUUUGCAGCACCCAGAUGCUCAGAUUUGCCAGAUUUGUUGCAUGUGAGGAAUUUAUUUGCUGCAAAAUAUGGGAAAGAGUUCAUAUCAAUUUCAGCUGCGACUGAGCUUCGUCCUGAUACAAGUGUUAACCGUACAGUAAUUGAGAAACUUUCAGUCAGUGCUCCAUCUGCUGAAUUAAAGCUCAAGGUAUUGAGGGAUAUCGCAAAAGAGUACAAUGUGAUGUGGGAUUGGUCCAAAACUGAAGCAGAAUUUAGUAAAAAGCCCGAGGAUCUGCUGAACGGACCAAAGCAAGUAUACAGUGGCGCUGCACUAACUCAAGCUCCUUCCAAACAAGACCCUAAUGAACAUUCGCGAUCUAAUGAAGCACAUCCUAUGGUGUCUGCACAAACGAAAGAAGGGCUUGACCGGCAUCAAUCUCCAAGCCCUGGCAACUUCACAUCCAUGUUCGGUCAUGAUGGAGCUAAAUCAUCAAAUAAGAAUGACAAUGCGACACCUGUUAGAGAUUUAGGAAAUGAGGUGAGAUCACAAUCAUCUAAUACAUUGGAGAGAGCUCAAGCUGCUAUUGCGGCUGCAGAGCGUGCCACAGCUGUUGCCCGUGCAGCUGCUCAAUUGGUGAAUGUUAAAUUUAGCACACAGAAGCUGGAAGAACCGUAGAGUUAGAAGUGCCCAAUAAAAUGAUUUUGUUUUAAAAAGGUGUCGUGAUUUCACACCAACGUGUUGCUUAUCGAAUGAGAAAGAUGAAAAAUAAAAACAAAAAAUAAAAUGUAUGUUAAUAUUGUGAUGCAUUAUUGAUGUUCUCUCUAGUGUAUUCCAGUGUGAAUGAGUAUGGUGUGUGGUUAAACA
This is a messenger RNA of Camellia sinensis, 971 nucleotides long. RefSeq lists its product as uncharacterized. NCBI's taxonomy places the organism in Eukaryota, Viridiplantae, Streptophyta, Magnoliopsida, Ericales, Theaceae. Gene Ontology annotation, biological process: protein transport. The record is from RefSeq and is a predicted model, not a curated record.